AUGGCUCUUGCUCGUCACAUUGAUCCGGACGAUCUCGUCCAACGGAUCCACGAUGCACACCUGACUGAGGGCGGGCAGAGCAUCCGUUCUCAAAUGGCCGUCUCCCAUUUGACGCCCUAUUCGUCCCAGUAUGCGGCACGGGUCGACGUGCCCAAAUACAAGCUGCCCGAGGAGGGUGCUCCCGCAGAUGCAGUAUAUGAGCUCCUGCGCGAUGAGCUGGAUCUCGACGGCAAGCCCAAUCUCAAUCUGGCCAGUUUCGUGGGCACCUACAUGGAGGACAAGGCCCGCCAGCUCGUCAUCGAAAACCUCGCAAAGAACCUGUCCGACAACGACGAGUACCCAGCAAUGAUGGCCAUCCACGAGCGAUGUAUCAGCAUCAUCGCACACAUGUGGGGAGUGCAGAAAGGCGAGAAGGCCAUAGGAUCUGCGACCACGGGCUCGUCUGAGGCCAUCCACCUCGGUGGCCUGGCCAUGAAGCGGCGCUGGCAGGAGGCUCGCCAGGCGGCGGGCAAGGACACGCUCAAACCCAACAUCAUCAUGGGCGCAAACGCCCAGGUCGCGCUGGAGAAGUUUGCCCGCUACUUUGACGUCGAGGCUCGCAUCCUGCCCGUAUCCAAGGAGAGCCACUACCGCCUGGAUCCGGAGCUCGUCAAGCAGAACAUUGACGAGAACACUAUUGGUGUCUUUGUUAUCCUCGGCAGCACAUACACUGGUCACUAUGAGCCUGUCGAGGAGAUCUCGAAGAUUCUCGAUGAGUUCCAGGAGAAGACUGGUCAUGACAUUCCGAUUCACGUCGAUGCCGCCUCGGGCGGCUUUGUAGCUCCUUUUACUUAUGCUCAAGUCGGAGGUCCAAAGUGGAAUUUUGAGCUCCCUCGUGUGAAAUCUAUCAACACCUCCGGGCACAAAUUUGGUUUGGUCUAUGCUGGUGUCGGCUGGAUCAUUUGGCGAGACCAGAGUUAUUUGCCAAAGCACCUCAUCUUCGAGCUUCACUACCUCGGUGGCACGGAGGAGUCCUUCACGCUCAACUUCUCACGGCCUGGCGCCCAGGUCAUCGGCCAGUACUACAACCUGAUCCAUCUCGGCUUCAAUGGUUAUCGCGAGGUCAUGGAGAACUGCCUCAAGAACGCCCGCGUGCUGUCCAAGAGCCUCGAGGCCACAGGGUGGUACACCUGUGUUUCGGACAUCCACCGUCCAGCCCCGAAGCCCGAUUCCUCCGCCUCCAACGCCGCCUCGUCCGUCCUCAAAGAGGCAAAGGACAAGAUUCUUGGCGAGCAAGAGGGCGAGACAUCAGCAGACUACGUGGCGGGCCUGCCAGUCGUGUCGUUCCGCUUCAGCGACAAGUUCAAGGCCGAGUACCCGCAUAUCAAGCAGGAGCCUGUGUCGCUGCUCAUGCGGGCGCGGCAGUGGAUCAUCCCCAACUACGCACUGCCUCCCACCGAAGAAAAGACCGAGAUUCUUCGCGUUGUGGUCCGUGAGAGCAUGAGCUUCGACCUGUUGGACCGGCUCAUCUCCGACCUUGUCAGCGUCACGCAGACACUCAUGGAGCACGACGCCAUUGAUCUGGACAUCCUGCAGGGCACACAACCGCCGGGCUUGACAAACCCGGUCAAGGACCAUGACAAGAGGAAGAAGCACCCGCACCACGGCACCAAGCACACGGGGCCUCGAUUGGCUGAUGGCAUUCACCGGGCUGUGUGCUAA
This is a messenger RNA of Microdochium trichocladiopsis, 1701 nucleotides long. RefSeq names its product pyridoxal phosphate-dependent transferase. Bases 1 to 1701 code for a protein of 566 amino acids. The transcript is spliced from 4 exons. Gene Ontology annotation, cellular component: cytosol. Gene Ontology annotation, biological process: L-glutamate catabolic process. Lineage: Eukaryota; Fungi; Ascomycota; Sordariomycetes; Xylariales; Microdochiaceae. The record is from RefSeq and is a predicted model, not a curated record. Gene Ontology annotation, molecular function: pyridoxal phosphate binding; glutamate decarboxylase activity.